GGCUGCGGAAGUGCGCGCGCGCCAACUGGGGCGCGUCUUUCCCUCCGCGGACAGUAGCGGCAGGCGCAGCAGCCGGAGCGCAAAGCAGAGCCGGGCAGGGCGCAAUCUUCUCCAUUUCACCGAGACACCCCGCUCGCACCGGCCGUGCACCCAGCCCGACGCCAUGCCCAACUUCGCCGGCACCUGGAAGAUGCGGAGCAGUGAGAAUUUCGAUGAGCUUCUCAAGGCGCUAGGUGUGAACGCCAUGCUGAGGAAGGUGGCCGUGGCCGCAGCCUCCAAGCCACACGUGGAGAUCCGCCAGGACGGGGACCAGUUCUACAUCAAGACCGCCACCACCGUCCGCACCACCGAGAUCAACUUCAAGGUCGGGGAGGGCUUUGAUGAGGAGACGGUGGAUGGACGCAAGUGCCGGAGUUUGCCCACUUGGGAGAAUGAAAAUAAAAUCUACUGCACGCAGACUCUGGUGGAGGGCAGUGGCCCGAAGACUUAUUGGACCCGGGAGUUGGCCAAUGACGAGCUGAUUUUGACCUUUGGUGCCGAUGACAUCGUGUGCACAAGAAUUUAUGUCAGGGAGUAAAAAGAUGGUCUGCUCUGGUCCUGGGAUGGGGAGGGGGGAGGGGAAUAGAAUGAAGGCAUGUGAACCCAUACUAUGUGAGGGGCUAACUCCUUAGGGGACCCAGGACCACCCCUUCCUGAAGCAGCCUUGAAUGUGAAACCGACUCCAGAUGAGAAGCCCCACCAGCUCAUGUUAGGUGUAUCCCUUGGUUUUGUUUCCUGUACCGAAAGCAGUCGUGUAAUCCUAAAACUUCACUCUUCUCAUGUAUUUGCCAUUUUGUAUCUUGGAAUUUGUAUGGUUUGAUUACUCAUUAAACUCAUUGGGCACAUA
Molecule: messenger RNA, 886 nt
Organism: Dromiciops gliroides (monito del monte)
Lineage: Eukaryota; Metazoa; Chordata; Mammalia; Microbiotheria; Microbiotheriidae
Gene: CRABP1
Product: cellular retinoic acid binding protein 1
Exons: 5
Coding region: 164-577 (137 amino acids)
Biological process (GO): fatty acid transport
Cellular component (GO): cytosol; nucleus
Molecular function (GO): fatty acid binding
Source: RefSeq, a predicted model, not a curated record